GCCGAGGUGUCAACAUUGUUUCACUCAGUCCAGCAAAAAUCAAAAAAAUAAAUAAAAAAAGCAGAAGGAAAUGGGAGGAUUUAGUUCGUGUCCUGUGGGAAAAUUUUUCUUUUUCUGAUGAAGCUAUGAUGAAGUUCACUGGCUGUUUGGGGAUAAUGGUUUCCAGUUUGAUUCUGUUACUGGUUUGCUCCUUGACUUUCUUCUCCUGUGUGAGCGGCUGUGAUUACAGCUGUCUAGAUAAACCUAUGAUGACUCCGUCCAGGCUGGUGGUGAAGUUCGGUGAUCCAACCUCUGCUACAUGUGUAGCCUGUCAGCAGGCCUGUUUUCCCCUGGAUGACAGUAUUAGAAAUAUGGAAGCUUCUCUUGGAACUUCUAACAUAAAUGGAAGCACAGUGACCUGGACAGUGAACCGAAUGACUGAGUGGGAUUUAACUCCAAAGUGCUUCUAUACUACCGCAACGAAUGAUCAGUGUUGCACUGACCUGCCUGUUACUGUCUACAAAUCUCCAGAAAGUGUGUCCUUCAGCUUAAACCCCUCUGGACCUCUGACUGAGGGUUCAGAGGUCACGCUGCAGUGUGAUGUACAGAACAUCGCUCCGGCUGGAAACCUCACUGUGACCUUUUACAGAGGUCACACGCUUCUGGGUCAAGUGAAAAGCAGCAAUCCCACAAAGGAACCAGUUAAUGAGAUAUUUUCUAUGAGCUACAACAGCACAAAAGAAGAUAAUGGAGUCCAGUUCUGGUGUGAAGCCAAGCUGGAACUGGGAGCUGAAGGACCACAGCCCCCUCUAGUGGUGAAAUCAAAUGAGACCACAGGAAACUGGCCGAGGUGUCAACAUUGUUUCACUCAGUCCAGCAAAAAUAAAAAAAGCAGAAGGAAAUGGGAGGAUUUAGUUCGUGUCCUGUGGGGACAUUUUUCUUUUUCUGAUGAAGCUAUGAUGAAGUUCACUGGCUGUUUGGGGAUAAUGGUUUCCAGUUUGAUUCUGUUACUGGUUUGCUCCUUGACUUUCUUCUCCUGUGUGAGCGGCUGUGAUUACAGCUGUCUAGAUAAACCUAUGAUGACUCCGUCCAGGCUGGUGGUGAAGUUCGGUGAUCCAACCUCUGCUACAUGUGUAGCCUGUCAGCAGGCCUGUUUUCCCCUGGAUGACAGUAUUAGAAAUAUGGAAGUUUCUCUUGGAACUUCUAACAUAAAUGGAAGCACAGUGACCUGGACAGUGAACCAAACGACUGAGUGGAAUGUAACUCCAAAAUGCUACUAUACUACCAUAAUGAAUGAUCAGUGUUGCACUGACCUGCCUGUUACUGUCUACAAAUCUCCAGAAAGUGUGUCCUUCAGCUUAAACCCCUCUGGACCUCUGACUGAGGGUUCAGAGGUCACGCUGCAGUGUGAUGUACAGGACAUCGCUCCGGCUGAAAACCUCACUGUGACCUUUUACAGAGGUCACACGCUUCUGGGUCAAGUGAAAAGCAGCAAUCCCACAAAGGAACCAGUUAAUGAGAUAUUUUCUAUGAGCUACAACAGCACAAAAGAAGAUAAUGGAGUCCAGUUCUGGUGUGAAGCCAAGCUGGAACUGGGAGCUGAAGGACCACAGCCCCCUCUAGUGGUGAAAUCAAAUGAGACCACAGUGGAUGUGGAGACGAACUCCAAGCCAACCGAUGAUGCUCCCAGUCGGAAACUUUGCAGGUUCAUCCUCUGCUUGACGCUACUCUCAAGAGAAGAUUUUCUAUAUUUGUUUUCCACAAACUGCCUGGGAAUUAAAAUGCUUUCCAGUUUGGUUCUGCUGGCGGCUUCCUUCACCACUUUCUUCUGCUGCGUGAACACCUGCAAUUACAGCUGUCCAGAUAAACCUGUGAUGACUCCGUCCAGGCUGGUGGUGAAGUUCGGUGAUCCAGCCUCUGCUACAUGUGUAGCCUGUCAGCAGACCUGUUUUCCCCUGGAUGACAGUAUUAGAAAUAUGGAAGCUUCUCUUGGAACUUCUAACAUAAAUGGAAGCACAGUGACCUGGACAGUGAACCGAAUGACUGUGUGGGAUUUAACUCCAAAGUGCUACUAUACUACCAUAACGAAUGAUCAGUGUUGCACCAACCUGCCUGUUACUGUCUACAAAUCUCCAGAAAGUGUGUCCUUCAGCUUAAAGCCCUCUGGACCUCUGACUGAGGGUUCAGAGGUCACGCUGCAGUGUGAUGUACAGAACGUCGCUCCGGCUGAAAACCUCACUGUGACCUUUUACAGAGGUCACACGCUUCUGGGUCAAGUGGAAAGCAGCAAUACCACAAAGAAACCAGUUAAUGAGAUAUUUUCUAUGAGCUACAACAGCACAAAAGAAGAUAAUGGAGUCCAGUUCUGGUGUGAAGCCAAGCUGGAACUGGGAGCUGAAGGACCACAGCCCCCUCUAGUGGUGGAAUCAGACAAUCUCACUGCUACAGUUUAUUACGGACUUGAGCUGAAGGUUCCGGCUGAUCCCGCUCCGAUCAGCAUCAUUAGAGGAGAACCUCUCCAUUUGACCUGCUUGGCUGAAGGAAACCCCAAACCUCGGUACAACUGGACGCUGCCGUCCAACAGAGGCCACAGCAGUGUGACCGAUCUGAAAAUCGACUCAGUGGAUUUUCAGGACGGAGGGCAAUAUGUCUGCACCGCCAGCAACAUCGUGAACUCCGUCAGUGUUAGAUUUGACGUAACAGUCCAAGAAAACUUCAUUCCGUACAUAAUAGGUGCCGUAGUAGCUACUGCGGCUCUGAUAUUGAUCGGCUCAGGAGUCAUCUACGGUUGUUAUUACAAACAGAACAAGAUGGGAGAAUACCGACCAACAGACGCUUUCUGUUUGGGCGAAGUGCGUCACAACACAGUUAUUCUUUGAUGGUAGAUGGUUUCAGUGUUGUAAGAAAGUUACAGGAACUCUUUACAUCUGGAAUCUGGAGGUUGCAUGUUUUACACUCAAGACUACCAUGGAUUGCAGUUAUUUCCUCUUAGCUAUUUGUACUUUGUGGUAUUUUUUUAAUCAUCUUUGUUCCCUUUUUCUCUUAUU
Molecule: messenger RNA, 3026 nt
Organism: Xiphophorus maculatus (southern platyfish)
Lineage: Eukaryota; Metazoa; Chordata; Actinopteri; Cyprinodontiformes; Poeciliidae
Product: vascular cell adhesion protein 1-like
Exons: 12
Coding region: 126-2858 (910 amino acids)
Biological process (GO): cell adhesion
Molecular function (GO): integrin binding
Source: RefSeq, a predicted model, not a curated record